Molecule: messenger RNA, 1581 nt
Organism: Fonsecaea multimorphosa CBS 102226
Lineage: Eukaryota; Fungi; Ascomycota; Eurotiomycetes; Chaetothyriales; Herpotrichiellaceae
Exons: 4
Coding region: 1-1581 (526 amino acids)
Biological process (GO): transmembrane transport
Molecular function (GO): transmembrane transporter activity
Source: RefSeq, a predicted model, not a curated record
AUGGUGGAAGAGCUCGAGAAUUCCGGAGGGAGUUUGCAUAAUUCCGAGUUAAUAUCAGAUGAUAGGCAGGACAACGACACUGAACCAAAAGAAUACUUGCCAGAAGCGAUGAGGUCGUCGUCGCCAGUACUAGCCGUCGGAUCUCCACGGCGGGCAACCGAGGUGGGAAAAGCCACAAAUAUCGUGGAAUGGGAGAAAGGUGACCGGGAGAAUCCACAUUCGUGGUCCUUCGCUCGCAAAAUCUACAUCACCAUGGUGAUAAACACGCUUCCCUUGGUGGUCAACAUCGGUUCCAGUAUAAUGAGCAGUGCAAGCACCGCAAUCGGAAAAGAAUAUUCUGUGGGCUCCGAGGUCACCACGCUGACGACAUCCCUCUAUCUCAUGGGUUAUGCCACUGGACCUUUCCUUUUCGGCCCCAUCUCGGAACGACUGGGAAGAAAAGUACCCCUGAUCAUCGGAUUGCUGGGGUUCGCCAGCUUCUGUUUGCCCAUUGCCCUGGCGCAAAACCUGUACACUGUCAUGAUAUGCCGGUUCUUCAUGGGAUUUUUCGGCUCCUCGUCGAUGGCCAUUACGGCUGGCGCGAUGAGUGAUAUCUGGAAUACCCUCGUGGGCCGGGGAAUCGGCGUCGAUUAUUUUGUUCUGAUGGCCUUUAUCGGACCAGUCAUCGGCCCCGUCCUGGGCGCGUUCGUCACCAAAAGUCAUCUCGGCUGGCGUUGGACGAUGUGGAUCAUGGCCAUUGUUGCAUUCACUGAUCUGAUAUUUGCAUUUCUCCUUCUCCCGGAGACUUAUGCGCCGGUUCUUCUCGCCAAGAAGGCUGCCAGGUUGCGGAUACAGACAAGGAACUGGGCUCUUCACAGCAGAUUGGAGGAAACAACGACCGACUUGAAAACACUGGCCAAGGUUUAUUUGGUUCGACCAUGGAUUCUUCUGGGAACCGAACCUAUUCAUCUCCUCAUUACGGUGUAUAUAUCCUUCGCGUACGCCGUCCUCUUUCUCUUCUUCGAGAGCUUUCCGAUCUCCUUCGUCGAAGAUCGGCAUUGGAAACCUCAGAUCGGAGCCCUGUCAUUCCUUGGUCUGCUGGUUGGCGCCCUCAUCGCAUUUGUCUUAGUUGCAUAUUACACCCUCACCGUCUACGCUCGCGAGGUUGCCUUGACGACGACUGGUGUCAUUGUUCCCGAACGACGUCUUCCCCCCAUGAUGGCGGGAGCUGUUGUCUUUCCCAUCGGGUUCUUCUGGUUUGCGUGGACGAGCGACCCCACAAUUCCCUGGCCCGCACAAGUCAUCUCCACUGCUCUUGUGGGCGCCGGUAUUUAUAUUGUCAUGAUCCAAGGACUCAAGUACCUAGUUGAUGUUUAUCUACUGGUCGCAAACAGUGCUAUUUCAGCCAACACCGCGGUGAGAAGUCUUACGGCGGCUGGGUUCCCUCUCUUCGCUAUCCCCAUGUAUCACAAGCUUGGGGUGGCUUGGGCGACCAGCCUUUUGGGAUUUUUGUCUUUAGUUAUGGUUCCCAUACCCGUCCUAUUUUAUGUUUAUGGCCAGAAGCUUCGUGCCAUGUCCAGAGGGGCUUUGAACACAUUAUGA